Messenger RNA from Diaporthe batatas, 1837 nucleotides. RefSeq lists its product as uncharacterized. Gene Ontology annotation, cellular component: cytoplasm. Gene Ontology annotation, molecular function: guanyl-nucleotide exchange factor activity. The record is from RefSeq and is a predicted model, not a curated record. Lineage: Eukaryota; Fungi; Ascomycota; Sordariomycetes; Diaporthales; Diaporthaceae. The transcript is spliced from 3 exons. The coding region runs from base 178 to 1653 and encodes 491 amino acids.
GCCAUUGGCCGUCAUGCGUCUUUUGGUCCUUUCUUGAAAGCCCCAAAUUACGGAAUCCGGUGUAACAGUAUCGUAUAACUAAGCUUCAAAAGGACAGCUACUCUCAACUCAAUCAUAUCCCGAGAACAGAAGGUGGACGCGCGUGUUGGGAAGAAGGAAGAUCUUGCUCCUUCCAAAAUGAAUAACAAGCGAAAGCGAACAGUACAGGUGCCCAUUCCAAACGCUCCAACAAAAACUGAGACGCCAAACUCAGAUGGACAAGGCCAUAGCAGGCCCGAUAAGCGGCUCAAAAGGGCAGAACUUCCAUUGGACAAAACUUCAAGGGAGCUGAAGACGAGGGUUGUGACUUCUCAGAGACUCUGUUCAAAAAUUGGUCAGCGGAUCAACAGAAUACCCUUAGACCCGCUCGAUAUCUUUGUUUUUGGUGAGGGAUCGUCUGGCGAGCUCGGCCUUGGCAGCAAGAUCGUCAAAGGCCAGUCACUGACGGACGUGACGCGGCCACGGCUGAAUAAGCUGCUCUCUGCAGACGACAUUGGCGUGAUCCAGAUCACCUGUGGCGGCAUGCAUGCGGUCGCGCUUACCAAGGACAACAAGAUCCUUACAUGGGGUGUUAACGACCUUGGUGCUCUAGGGCGCGCGACAAAUGUCGAAGAGGAUGAAGAUGAUGUUUUCAACCCUGCGGAAAGCACACCCGGGCCCGUCGACGUCUCGGGCCUUGAUCCAAAUAUCAGAUGGGCCCAGGUAGCUGCAAGUGACAACGCCUCGUUUGCCCUAACCGACGACGGCAGGGUGUAUGGUUGGGGGACGUUCAGGUCCACUGAGGGAAUCAUGGGGUUCAGUAGGGAUGUCAAGGUUCAGAAGACCCCAGUCCUCAUCCCAGACCUCCAGGAUAUCAGACAACUAGCCGCCGGUAACAACCAUGUACUUGCGGUCGACGGCAAGGGCAAGGUGUAUGCAUGGGGCUGUGGAGAACAAGGCCGACUAGGUCGUAAAGUGCUGGCCAGCCAUCCCGAGCUUGGCCUCAGACCAGCCAGCGUAGGGGCUCUUCCGAUACGCGGUGCGAAGGCUACUCAAGUCGCCUGUGGCUCUUAUCACAGUUUUGCCGUCGAUGAGCAAGGCCGUGUCUAUGCCUGGGGCCUAAAUACCUACGCGCAGCUGGGCACCCCCGAUGGGGCCGGCGAGGACAACGCUCACCACUUUAAACCGCGCCUUGUCGAGGCCCUAAAAGACUACAAGGUUACGAGCAUCGCCGGUGGGGAGCAUCACUCUCUCGCAUCUAGCGAUGAUGGCAAGCUCCUUACAUGGGGUCGCAUAGAUGGCAACCAGGUUGGCGUGCGUCCCGAAGCUAUCACGGCCGAGAACACUGUCUAUGAUGAGCGUGGCACUCCUCGUAUUUUGAAAACCCCAACGGUCAUACCAGACAUCCCGCCCAUUAGCUUGGUCGCAGCUGGAACAGAUCACAGCUUUGCUCUUACUACUGAUGGAAAGGCCUAUUCGUGGGGAUUUUCUUCCAAUGGAAGGACUGGGCAAGGUACGGAGGAUGACAUAAAGAUUCCGACUGUGAUCGAUGGUCAGGCUGUCAACGGAAAGAUGCUAGUUGUCGCCAGUGCUGGUGGAUCUUUCUCCAUACUCGCCAUGGCCCAUAAUUCUUGAAUACUUGCUGGUGAUCGUUCUAAGUUAAUCUUGAAACAACUCACCUGGCCAAUUUUGCCGCGCUGGGAUCGAGCUACACAAAGAGCUCGGCAACCAGAGCGAUCCUGCCAGCUGCAGCGUCGAUCAAUAUUUGAAGAAUCAAGUAUGGAGUCCGGCCGGCCAGAAGCACCUGAUAUGAGAUCCC